AUGUGUGGUCGAGAUUCUCGUGCGAUGACUUCUAUACAUUGUUGGAAUUUUAUGACUUGUUUAGCUGUGAAUAAUAGACGACCUUACAAUACUUAUUUCAUUUUCACUCUGCCAUGGGUGGAAAAGGAUUUUUUAUUUCAUUUUUGUAUUGACCAAAUUGAUUAUAAUCAACUAACGAAUUCAAAAUGUUUAAAUGGUGUAGAAUAUUUCACUUUAUCCUGUUCAUCGCCAAUUACCUAUUCAAAAUUAGCAACUAUAUUAACUACCUACUACCCAUAUGUAAGAUCACUUCGAAUCGAUGACGACGACUUUAAAUUAAUUGAUAAUGAUGGUAGUAAUUCCAGUGCUAUAAUAACAAGAACGAUAACGUUGAAUAAUGUUAAAUUUGUGAAUUUAUCUUAUCCAAGUAAUCUAACAUGGAAGGGUUUUCUCAAGAUCUUACGAUUAAUUCCGAAUAUAAGUAAUUUAUAUAUUCAAGCAUCAGAUUUAUUUGAUUUUCCAGCUGUGCUUUAUAAUACGCCAGCAUUUUGCAAUAAGAUUAAAUGUUUAGAAUUAAAAUUAGAAUUAAAAUUUACAAAAAUAAGUUUAAGUCAAAUUGUCAUUUACUUCGAUAAAUUACAACAUCUACGGUUAUGUUUCUUUAAAUAUGAUUAUGAUAAUGAUGAUGAUACAAGAUUAGAAUAUGAUGAUAAUGAUUUAAAUUUAUUCUGUUUUAUACUUAUGAAAAGUAAAACAUUAUUAUCAGCUGAUAUUACAAAUUAUAAUAUUGAAAUGAUACUCACACUCUACAAUAAACUGAUAAAUUUUAGGAGUUAUAGUAAACUAUCUUCAGCAGUAAUUGAAAUUGUGCAUGAUGUGCGUUUAAUUGUUCGAAAAUAG
Messenger RNA from Didymodactylos carnosus, 879 nucleotides. Lineage: Eukaryota; Metazoa; Rotifera; Eurotatoria; Philodinida; Philodinidae. The record is from the annotation of a GenBank genome assembly.